Messenger RNA from Elaeis guineensis (African oil palm), 2570 nucleotides. RefSeq names its product putative zinc transporter At3g08650. Gene Ontology annotation, cellular component: membrane. NCBI's taxonomy places the organism in Eukaryota, Viridiplantae, Streptophyta, Magnoliopsida, Arecales, Arecaceae. Gene Ontology annotation, molecular function: zinc ion transmembrane transporter activity. Gene Ontology annotation, biological process: zinc ion transmembrane transport. The record is from RefSeq and is a predicted model, not a curated record.
UGACAUUUUCCCUUCUUUCCAACGAAUUAGGGUUUAUUCAUCUCCAAUAUUUCUCUUCCUCCCCUUGUACGUGAAGUCGUCUCCUGGGUCCCGGCUUUCUUCGCUAUCUUAUUUGUUUUCCGAACGAUUUGGGGGGAUCGCGUCGGUGGUUCUAUCUGCAGCCCUAAUUCCGCCAAUGGGUUGGAUGUCAUUGGAUUUUUGGGAAUCUGGGAGCCACUUGGAGUCAAUCAGAGGAGGGACUUGCUGAUGCCAACACUACAUCUUUGAUUUGCAACGUUACCAAGUUAAAGACUUCUUAAUGAUUCAUAUCCAACCUGGUGCAUUCCUAAAGGAUUGGAUGCAUUGAUGUUGAAAAUUAUUUGAAUAUAUGGCCUCAGGGUUGAGAAUUCUCCUACCAUUCUUGCUAGUAUUUGUUUUACUGCAUGGUUUUACCAUUGCAGAAUCUGAGAAAGAAUUCAUCCGGAGGUCUCUGAAACCUCCUCAUAGGAACUUGGAAAGUGCAGCUAUAGAUGGAACUGGUAGAGAAGCUGGAUUUGGUACCUCCGAGGAUAGUUUUCAUGGGUUUGGUGAGAAGAAUGCUGCUAAUACGAGAGUUUCAGCUUCUACGGUUGCAUGGCUUACUCUUGCCAUGGCUGCAGCAACAGCCUUGGGCGCAAUUCCCUUUUUCUUUGUGGAGUUAGGGCAACAAUGGGCAGGUAUAUGCAAUGGUUUGGCUGCUGGAGUGAUGUUGGCUGCAAGCUUUGACCUAGUGCAAGAAGGACAGAUCCAUGGCAGUGGAAACUGGGUUGUUAUUGGAAUUUUGAGUGGUGGGAUUUUCAUUUGGCUUUGUAAGAAGUUUCUUGAGCAGUAUGGUGAAGUAAGCAUGCUGGACAUAAAAGGUGCUGAUGCAAAUAAAGUUAUACUUGUAGUCGGAAUAAUGACUCUUCAUUCCUUUGGGGAGGGUUCGGGUGUCGGGGUAUCUUUUGCUGGCUCAAAAGGGCUUUCUCAAGGUCUUCUGGUUACUCUGGCAAUAGCUGUGCACAACAUACCUGAAGGUUUAGCUGUGAGCAUGGUUCUAUCAUCACGCGGGGUCUCUCCUCAGAAUGCAAUGCUGUGGAGCUUCAUUACAUCGUUGCCCCAGCCCAUUGUAGCUGUCCCUUCGUUCCUUUGUGCUGAUGCAUUCCACAAGGUACUUCCUUUUUGUACGGGCUUUGCUGCUGGGUGCAUGAUCUGGAUGGUGAUAGCAGAGGUUCUUCCCGAUGCUUUUAAGGGAGCAACACCUCCUCAAGUUGCUUCUGCAGGCACGCUAUCUGUAGCAUUUAUGGAAACCCUGAGCACAAUGCUCCAAAGUUUUAACGAUGGCUACAACUCAGAGGAUGCCUCUGGAUUUUUGGUAUCACUACUUUUUGGUCUUGGCCCAUUGCUUGGUGGAAUUAUUCUCGUCACUUUUUCUCUCACCUUUUUUCUACAACAUUCUUUUCUCACGGGCAUGGCCUCUGGCAUUGCAUUUCUUCUUGCUGCAUGGAGGCCCCUCCAGCUUCUUUUGUCUGCAAAGAUGGGGUUCUUUACCCUAACAAUUUUGCUUAUCGCUGGUUCUGCCUUAUACCACAUGUUCACAUCUAGCAUGUUAAGGGUUGCUCCUCGCAGGAAGACUUCUGUCGAUAACCUUGCAUCUUCUGGUCUUUCUGUGAGUGCCCUUACUCUCCAAUCAUUCUUUGCAUGUAUGGCCAUCAUUCUUCAUGCCCUAGCCGAGGGGCUUGCUCUAGGUGUGGCGGCCCCAAAGGCUUAUGGGCUUGGCAGACACAUGGUUCUACCAGUUUCACUACACGGGCUGCCACGAGGUGCAGCUGUUGCAGGCUGCAUCUUUGGUGCCACCGACAGCUGGCGGGGAGCCUUAGCAGCUGCUGCCUUGACUGGAUUUGCGGGCCCUAUCUCUGCCAUUGGAGCUAUACUUGCAGGCAUCGACUACAAUGGACUUGAUUAUUGGAUGGUUCUUGCAUGUGGAACGUUGCUUCCUAGCUUUAGCACUGUUUUCCAGCGAGCGCUGAAGUUGGACAUAAGGAAGAGCACCUGUGGGCUUUUGAUGGGUCUUGGAUUUGCCUGUGUGUGUUUAAUAUCCACCAGGUUGGUUUGCCUGCAUACACCUUACUGCAAUUCAGCGCCGGAGGCUGUCACAUAGAUGUCGACUGAAUUCUUUUUGUCCUUGUACUAUGGGUGCACUUGUGCACAGCUUUGUAUCGGCCACCUGAUUGCUUUGGAAGCCUACAGUCUGGAGGGUGGAACAAAGGCCUAGAAAGGCUGAAAAUAUUAAGAAGAGAGAGCCAUCAUUAAGUUGAUCAUGAAGGUAAAUAUAGUAGUUACAGCAGUGGCCAUUAAUCUCUGUAGUUUCUUGGAUCAAUAUAAUGGAAAUUUAGGAUGGAUUUGGAUGGAGUGCAGCAUAUACUGAGGCUUGUGUAAUGAUAGUGACAGGACAUCAAACACAAAACAAGCUAGUUUGAUCCUAUUGUCUUCAGUAAAUUUAAUUGAAUGUAAAGAGUGAAUUUCUCUUGUUUGGUGGAAAUCGCAUUCUGGCGUGUUAUGCUUGUUGUGCU